Messenger RNA from Dendronephthya gigantea, 886 nucleotides. RefSeq names its product unconventional myosin-VI-like. The transcript is spliced from 8 exons. Lineage: Eukaryota; Metazoa; Cnidaria; Anthozoa; Malacalcyonacea; Nephtheidae. The coding region runs from base 62 to 886 and encodes 274 amino acids. The record is from RefSeq and is a predicted model, not a curated record.
GCGAGAAGAGGAGGAAAGGAGAAGAAAACAACUUGAAGAAGAAGCAAGAAUUAAAGCUGAAAUGGAAGCCGAAAGGCGAAGGGCAGAAGAGGAAGAAAUGAAACGGAGGGAACUUGAAAAAGCGAAACAGAAAGAAAUCGAGGAACAAUUAAGGAAAGAGGAAGAAGAGGCAAAAUCUCGACAAGCUGCUCUUGAACAAGAGAGAUUAGAUCACGAACUGGCCUUGCGUUUGGCAAAGGAAUCCAACUCGAAUGUAGAACCCAUGGAGGAACAAAAAGCUAUUAUAAGAGCGGCUUCCUUGAAAGAUCCGAAUAAGAAAUAUGACCUGAGUAAAUGGAAAUACGCUGAGUUAAGAGACACCAUCAACACCUCGUGCGAUGUCGAGUUAUUAGAAGCUUGUAAACAAGAGUUCCAUCGCCGCCUUAAGGUUUAUCAUCAGUGGAAAAAUAAAAAUAAGGCAUCGAAGUCGACGGGUCAAAGUGCUGGUGAUCAAAGAGCACCUCAAGAGGUCGUGGAAGAAGCUGCAAGUCACGCAAGCGUUAGUAAGCCAACUUCCAGACUUCCCCCGCGUCGACCACAGCGAUAUUUCCGCGUUCCCUUUGUGAAGCCCGGUGACGAGUAUCGUGACAACGACUUCAAGAAGCGCGGGUACUGGUUCGCCCAUUUUGACGGGCAAUGGAUAGCCCGCCAGCUGGAGAUACACCCGAACGGAGUGAACGUUGUCCUGGUCGCGGGCACAGAUGAUCUUGAUAUGUGUGAGCUGAGUCUGGAUGAAACAGGUCUGACUCGCAAACGUGGCGCUGAAAUAACAAAACGUGAAUUUGAAUUUAGUUGUCAGAAAUGUGGGUGCAAAUCAGACGCUUAUAAACAACCGACUUUUGAAUGA